This is a messenger RNA of Cercocebus atys (sooty mangabey), 1006 nucleotides long. Its product is annotated as olfactory receptor 4D1. Gene Ontology annotation, biological process: G protein-coupled receptor signaling pathway. The transcript has a single exon. Gene Ontology annotation, cellular component: membrane. Bases 10 to 942 code for a protein of 310 amino acids. The record is from RefSeq and is a predicted model, not a curated record. Lineage: Eukaryota; Metazoa; Chordata; Mammalia; Primates; Cercopithecidae. Gene Ontology annotation, molecular function: G protein-coupled receptor activity; olfactory receptor activity.
GAAGAUCCUAUGGAACCACAGAACACCACACAGGUAUCAAUAUUUGUCCUCUUAGGGUUUUCACAGACCCAGGAGCUCCAGAAAUUCCUGUUCCUUCUGUUCCUAUUUAUCUAUGUCACCACCAUUGUGGGAAACCUCCUUAUCAUGGUCACAGUGACUUUUGACUGCCAGCUCCACACACCCAUGUAUUUUCUGCUCCGAAAUCUAGCUCUCAUAGACCUCUGCUAUUCCACAGUCACCUCUCCAAAGAUGCUGGUGGACUUCCUCCAUGAGACCAAGACAAUCUCCUACCAGGGCUGCAUGGCCCAGAUCUUCUUCUUCCACCUUUUGGGAGGUGGGACUGUCUUUUUUCUCUCAGUCAUGGCCUAUGACCGCUACAUAGCCAUCUCCCAGCCCCUCCACUAUGUCACCAUCAUGAACACUCAACUGUGCGUGGGGCUGGUGGUAGCCACCUGGGUGGGGGGCUUUGUCCACGCCAUUGUCCAACUGGCUCUGAUACUUCCACUGCCCUUCUGUGGCCCCAACAUCCUAGAUAACUUCUACUGUGAUGUUCCCCAAGUACUGAGACUUGCCUGCACUGAUACCUCCCUCGUGGAGUUCCUCAUGAUCUCCAACAGUGGGCUGCUAGUUAUCAUCUGGUUCCUCCUCCUUCUGAUCUCUUAUACUGUCAUCCUGGUGAUGCUGAGGUCCCACUCAGGAAAAGCAGAGAGGAAGGUAGCUUCCACCUGCACCACCCACAUCAUCGUAGUGUCCAAGAUCUUCAUUCCCUGUAUCUAUAUCUACGCCCGGCCCUUCACCCCAUUCCCCAUGGACAAGGCUGUGUCCAUCAGCUACACGGUCAUGACCCCCAUGUUCAAUCCCGUGAUCUACACUCUGAGAAACCAGGACAUGAAAGCAGCCAUGAGGAGAUUAGGAAAGUGCCUAGUGAUUUGCAGGGAGUAAACUUUAAGUAAGUUGACUUCAAAUGACAAAUUUCUCUGGAUUUUUGUUUUCCCAUGUGAAAAAU